AAGAAAACCCAACAACACUGAUUGCUUCAUUGCUUACAUUUCUAAUCAACGACUCAUGAUAUCAUAUUCGUUCGUCUACCUUUCUUAUCAACUAAAACCCCCUCAAAACCCCAGCAAAUUUUCCUACACCUGCAUAAUGCAUGAAGAGGUUCUUGUUCAGCACACCCAACAUUCACUCUCUUUCCUCCAUAAAACACCUCAUAGCUCAGAAUCUCCAUCCUCAAGCUCUAAAAAACUCACUUUUUCUAUCCUCCCCCUCCCUCACUGACCAAACCUACGCCCUUUUCCUCAAAUCCGGCCAUGUUCUCGACACAUUCCUGGCCACCUCAAUUAUCACCCAUUUCUCAAAAUCCGGCGACUUUUCUCGCUCCAAUGGCUUCCUUCUCGACGCACACGGCGUCGACACCGUCGCUUUCAACGCUAUGCUUUCUGGGUAUGCGCAAUUUCACCAAUCAUCUCCCUCUUUUGCUUUGUACAAUAAAUUGACAUGUUAUGGACUUAGCCCAGAUAAGUAUACUUUGAGCUCAUUGAUUAAAUCAUGUGACAAUCUAGAGAAAAUUAGGGUUUCCCAUGUUAUUUGUGUUAAAUAUGGGUUUAAUUUAAAUGGGUUUGUGGUUAGUGGGCUAAUUCAUAAGUAUGGGAAAGGUGGGGAUGUUGAAUCAGCUGAGAAGUGUUUUGAGGAGUGUUUGGAUUUGGAUAGUGUUGUCUGGACUGCCAUGAUUAAUGGGUAUGUUUGGAAUGGGGAAUUUGAGAAGGGUAGACAGAUUUUUAUGGCGAUGAGAGGGUUAGGGUUGGAAUUGAAUGAGUUUAGUUUGACUGCUGUAGUUGGGGCAUUGAGGGAGGUCAGAGAAGGUGAGCAGAUUCACGGGUUUUCUUUUAAAUUUGGGUUAAUUUUUGACGGUUCGCUUCAUUUGAGUAAUGUGGUGAUGAAUAUGUAUUCGAAGUGUGGGCAUAGACUUGAUGCUCUUAAGGUGUUCGACGAAAUUCCUAACCCGGAUGUUGUAUCGUGGACUUCUCGGAUUGGGGCUUCCCGCGAUGGUGGUGAAGCUCUAGAAGCUUUAAAAUUUAUGCUGCUGAAUAAUGUGGCAGUGAAUGAGCUUACCGUUGUUAAUGUAUUAACAAUAAUUGAGGAGCCUAGGUUGUUGAUCGCUGGGAGGCAAGUGCAUUCACUUUGCCACAAGGCUGGGUAUUUGACAGUUUUAUCAGUUAAUAAUGCUCUUAUUUCCAUGUAUGGGAAGUGUAGAGAGAUGGACGAUGCUAGGCUUGUUUUCGAUGAAUUGGAUUUUUAUGAUCCUAUAUCUUGGAAUUCUUUGAUUGGGGGGUAUUCUGAUAAUGGAUUACUUAGUGCAGUACUCUGUAUAUUCCAUCAAAUGCGUGAUCUUGGUGUUCAACACGAUCUGUACACCCUUGCUAGUGUUCUAGGAGCAGUUACAGGUCCUCAAUUUGUUGAUCUUGUGAUGCAAAUCCAUUCCCACAUUAUAAAGUCUGGAUUAGUAUCUGAUGACUCAAUGAUUUCUUGUUUGAUAUCUUCAUAUGGUAAAUGCUCUUGCUUGGACCACGCGAAGAAGGUAUUAUCUUCAACACAAGAGGUUAAUAUUGGGCAUCUCCAAGUAAUGGCUGCCACUGCUGUCACUGCAGGAUAUCCUGCUGAUGCCGUGGAAUGCUUCAAAUCUGCAAUGAACUUGUGGUCUGAAAUGAAUGGUACUACUUUAAGUCUAAUAUUCAAAGCUUGUAGCUCUUUGACAAAUCUGGGACAAGGAAAGGCUAUUCAUUGUCUGGCUUUGAAAGCUGGACUGGGAAGUGAUAGGUUUGUUGAGACUGCUAUUGUUGAUUUUUAUUGCAAGUGUGGAAGCAUUGCUGAUGCAAGGAACAUAUUUGUGGAUGUCUCUAGCCAUAAUUUGGCUGCAUGGAAUGCUAUGAUUAUGGGCUUUGCUCAGCAUGGUUGUUAUAAUGAAGUCCUUUCCCUGUUUCAAAGGAUGACUGAACUAGGUAUCAAGCCUGACGAGAUAACAUAUCUUGGAAUCCUUCAAUCAUGCUGUCAUGCUGGGCUAGUGAAUGAAGCUAACAUUCAUCUAAAUUCCAUGUCCGAGCUUCAUGGACUUCUCCCGUGUCUAGAACACUAUGCUACUAUGAUUGACUUGCUAGGCCGAGUUGGCCUUUUAAAAGAAGCAAGGCUUGUCAUUGAGAAAUUGCCUGUAACCCCUGAUGCUCAAGUGUGGCAGAGUCUGCUGUCAGCCUGCCAUAACUCUGGUAACCUGGAAAUUGGAGAAGUUGCAGCAAAGGAACUUCUUAAAUUGCAGCCUGAAAAUGAUUCUGCAUACAUUCUUCUGUCAAAUCUUUAUGCCAGAGCACAUGAUUGGGAUGCUGUGAGAAGACUGAGAAGGGAAAUGAAAGAUAAAUUCAUUUACAAGGAACCUGGUUCUAGUUGGAUUGAAGCUGGGGGAUCUGUCUACCACUUUCUGGCUGAGGAUACUUCUCAUCCGGAGAAUGAAAAGAUCUACUUUUAUCUACAAAGCAUUGCCCAGCAAAUGCUACCUUUAUCAGAAGUAACCGAAGAUUCCUUUGUCUGCAUGGAUGGUUGGUGACUUGUCGAGGACUUGAGGGUAUAGUGUCAUACUGUAUAUAAUUUAUGCUUUUGACAUCUAUGAAAAAUGCCUUAAGAUGCAAAUUAGUUGAUUACAUUCAUUGUUUUGAAACAGUUAUCAUGAUAAUGCUUAUGAGAAAAAUCUAUCUAUUUAAGUUA
Messenger RNA from Spinacia oleracea (spinach), 2743 nucleotides. Its product is annotated as putative pentatricopeptide repeat-containing protein At3g25970. Gene Ontology annotation, cellular component: intracellular membrane-bounded organelle. The transcript has a single exon. Lineage: Eukaryota; Viridiplantae; Streptophyta; Magnoliopsida; Caryophyllales; Amaranthaceae. The coding region runs from base 141 to 2585 and encodes 814 amino acids. Gene Ontology annotation, molecular function: protein binding; RNA binding. The record is from RefSeq and is a predicted model, not a curated record. Gene Ontology annotation, biological process: RNA modification.